Messenger RNA from Trichosurus vulpecula (common brushtail), 1296 nucleotides. Its product is annotated as eukaryotic translation initiation factor 5-like. Gene Ontology annotation, molecular function: eukaryotic initiation factor eIF2 binding; GDP-dissociation inhibitor activity; translation initiation factor activity. The record is from RefSeq and is a predicted model, not a curated record. NCBI's taxonomy places the organism in Eukaryota, Metazoa, Chordata, Mammalia, Diprotodontia, Phalangeridae. The transcript has a single exon. Gene Ontology annotation, cellular component: cytosol. Gene Ontology annotation, biological process: formation of cytoplasmic translation initiation complex; translational initiation; formation of translation preinitiation complex.
AUGUCUGUCAACAUCAACCGCAGCAUUUCAGAUCAGUUCUAUCACUACAAAAUGCCCCAUCUGAUUGCUAAGGUUGAGGGCAAAGGAAAUGGAAUAAAGGCAGUUAUAGUCAACAUGGUUGACGUUGCAAAGUUGCUUAAUCGUCCUCCAAUGUAUCCCAUGAAAUUUUUUGGUUGUGAGUUGGGAGCACAGACCCAGUUUGAUGUUAAGAAUGACCAUUACAUUGUCAAUGGAUCUCAUGAGGCGAAUCAGCUGCAAGACAUGUUGGAUGGAUUCAUUAAAAAAUUUGUUCUCUGUCCCGAGUGUGAGAAUCCUGAACCUGAUCUGCAUGUCAAUCCUAAGAAACAAACAAUAGGUAACUCUUGCAAAGUCUGUGGCUAUUGAGGCAUGCUUGACGCAAACCAUAAACUCUGCACAUUCAUUCUCAAGAACCCACCUGAGAAUAGUGACAGUGUUACAGGAAAAAAGGAAAAAGAAAAGAAAAAUAGAAAGGGCAAAGACAAACAAAAUGGUUCCGUGUCCAGCAAUGAGAGAACACCACCACUAUCACCACUCAAUGAACUUAACCCUCCACAUGCUGUGGAAGAUGAUGAGGAUGAAGAUUGGGGAGAGGACACAACUGAAGAAGCUCAAAGGCGCAUAUUGGAUGAAAUUAGUGAUCAUGCAAAACUUCUGACACUUAGUGAUGACUUAGAAAGGACAGUUGAAGAGAGACUCAAUAUUUUAUUUGACUUUGUGAAGAAAAAGAAAGAAGAAGGUAGUAUCGAUACCCCUGACAAAGAAGUUGUCGCAGAAGCAGAAAGACUGGAUGUAAAAGCUAUGGGCCCUCUUGUUUUGACUGAGGUUCUUUUUCAUGAGAAGAUUAGAGAACAAAUUAAGAAGUAUAGACAUCAUUUUCUACAAUUCUGCCACAACAACAAAAAAGCUCAGAGAUACCUUCUUCAUGGUUUAGAAUGUGUAGUAGCUAUGCAUCAAGCUCAGCUCAUCUCCAAAAUUCCACAUAUCUUGAAGGAAAUGUAUGAUGCAGACCUUGUGGAAGAAGAGGUCAUCAUUAGCUGGUCAGAAAAGGCCUCUAAGAAAUAUGUCUCAAAGGAACUUGCCAAAGAGAUUCGUGUCAAAGCGGAGCCCUUUAUAAAAUGGCUAAAGGAAGCAGAAGAAGAAUCUUCUGGUGGAGAAGAGGAAGAUGAAGAUGAAAAUAUUGAGGUAGUAUAUUCUAAGACUGCCAGCAUUCCUGAAGUUGAAACUGUGAAGUCUGCUGAUAACAAGGAUGAUGACAUUGAUAUCAAUGCCAUUUAA